This is a messenger RNA of Cryptomeria japonica (Japanese cedar), 3233 nucleotides long. RefSeq names its product probable serine/threonine-protein kinase PBL4. The record is from RefSeq and is a predicted model, not a curated record. Lineage: Eukaryota; Viridiplantae; Streptophyta; Pinopsida; Cupressales; Cupressaceae. Gene Ontology annotation, biological process: protein phosphorylation. Gene Ontology annotation, molecular function: protein kinase activity; ATP binding. Bases 861 to 2771 code for a protein of 636 amino acids. The transcript is spliced from 9 exons.
GGCAGUAACUAUGAGAAAACCUCCAAUAAUUCCUCUUAUAUCCUCAUAUAAAUAGUUAUUAAAUAUUCUCGUCACUGGCCUUUAGGGCUGGUGUGGAGGGAUGUUCUGGGUUGAAGGAGGCAGAGUGACCUUCAACGGCACAGUUUGGGAGUGGGAAAAGCUUACGGGUUAGUGAUCACAGGCUAAAAUGGCGGUCAUAGAGAGGAACGUGUUGUAGAGCUCUCAAAAAGCCUUGUCUGCAUUACACGUGUUUUUCUGAAUGUUGAAAGUUGGGUUGAUUUGAAUCAUUUUAAAUCUACUGUAGUCUAAGGAAAGAAGAGAAAUUUUCUUUUGGUUUGACUAAAAGAAGUUUCGUAGGAAUCAACCAUUUUGUAUGUCACGAAAUCCGAUCUAACGUAAUUUAGAUGAGACGACUUUUAUGAUUUUCUCCGUAGACUUUCUUUCGAUCUAAAUAACACAGCAUUUGACUGAAAAUGAUAAAAUUUUAACUUGUAAUUUUACUUAAGAGGGUUUUUUUCAUUGUUCGGGAAAGAUGAGCUUUUGAAAGAGGUUCGGAUUUUUUGCUCAGGUUAAAUCAGAUAAGACAUUGAAACCCUAUACGUAUUAGAAAAACAGUAACAAUUAACGGUAGCAUAAAGACAUUGAAACCCUAUAAUGUGUAUCCAACUUGUAUGGUUUAAGUUUCACUGUUCAAUUCGUUUGACCCUAAUUUGAAUCGAGUGCCUCAAGAAACUAUUGACCUUAAAUUCUCUUCUGUUUUUCCAAAUGACUGGCCUUAAGAUUGUACAAUUCUUCUCGUAAAGUUGGGAUAUUGAAUUUAUCAGUUCUCUAUUUGGCCUCUGAUCUAUACACUUAAUUCAAUGGACUCCGAUCCAAGCAUUCAAAACGGAAUAGAAAUGGACUUGGAACUUCUUACACGGCAUAUAGAUGGUGCGUUAUCUGCCGCUGUGAUUAAUAAGAGCUGCCGUAGUGACAAGGGUGAAGGUGGUACGGAAUUCUCCGAUUUUGUUCAGCCUGCUUCUUCUGCAUUUAUCGAACUAUUAGAAGGACGGAUCUCGGAGGGCUCCAAGUUAUUUUCAAAUCAGAAAUCAUUAUCCUCGAGCACAUGGGCUACUGACGCAAGAACAGUGGCUGUGGAUGUUCUCAGAGGAGUGAGUAAUAUCCACUGGAGUGCAGUUGGGCUGUUAGCAGUGGCGAUUGUCCUGGAAAGGCUCGACAAAAUUUCCUCAAACGACAGAGAAUGUGUGGAUCUUCUCCGAGGGAUGAAUGACUUGGCAAAAUGUAUUAAGCAGCUUCAGGAAAUCAAGGCUCAUUUGCACAAGGAGAUAAGAGAAAAGAUGUCUGAGGGUGUUUAUCUGAUAAUCACUGGAGCAUUGAUGUGUACUUCUGUUAUUCGAUCUAAGAAAUUAUCAAAGUUCCUGCUGUCUACAAAGAUACGGGAAGAGCUUAAUUUUCUAAGGGGACAAGUAGAUCGUAUGUUCAGAGAUAUUAUGUUACAAGUGCAACUGAAGACACUAUUUUCUUUUAUGUCAUAUACGUCACUUCAAUCCACACCAGAAGCUCCAGGUGGGAUUUGGUCGCAGUCUGAGAAAGAUGUCGCUGAAACUUCAUCCCAGGGACAAAUUCAUAGAAAUGCAAUUUCUUUCAACUCACAGCAAACAAAUCACCACCAACCUUUUAACUGGAAUCAUGGUCACUCUUCACAAAUUGCAAGCCAUAGGAGGAAUAAUCAUUAUCAAAGGAAAGGAAUAAUAUCACUCAUUGUUCGGGGAAUCAGGGGAGGCAGAAAAACAGUGGGUGAUGAAAAAUACGAGCGUUUGGUCUUGCAGAAAGGAAUGAAGGAUUUAGUUCUAGGCACAACUGUGUUCCCAUUCAAUGAAAUUCAGAUUGCAUGUCAAUAUUUUCACCCAAAAAAUAAGCUAGGAGAAGGGGGAUUUGGGUCUGUAUAUAAGGGAACUUUUGCAGAUGGUAAGCAAUUGGCCAUAAAGAGAAUAUCUGAAGAAGGAAGGAGCUUAUUUACGAAUGAAUGGGGUAUUGCUUCACGUUUACAACAUCGUAACCUUAUAAAGCUGUACGGAUUUUGCAUUGAAGGAGAUGAGAUAUUGCUUAUUUACGAAUACAUGCCUAAAGGAAGCCUUCAAGACCUUUGCUUCAAUCCUUCAAAGGUCCAAGUCCUUGAUUGGAGAACCCAUUUGAAUAUAUUUGAAGGGGUAGCACGUGGGCUGGCAUAUCUCCAUGAGGAUUCUGGGAUUUGCAUAGUGCAUAGAGAUAUAAAACCCAGUAAUAUAUUACUUGACGAGAAUUUCAAUGCCAAAAUUGCAGAUUUUGGUUUGGGAAGAGUCUUAGAUAAGAAUGACAUCCAUCAAAACAUACCAGUUGCUGGAACAGAAGGCUACAUAGCUCCCGAAUGUAAGUCUGAUGGUCGAGUAACAGAUAAAGCAGAUGUUUUCAGCUUUGGUGUGGUCGUGUUACAAAUAAUGUCUGGCAAAAGACAGGUGGAAUCUAAUUUCUCCUUCCCAGACCUUGUGAAGUGGGCGUGGAAUCUUCAUGAGGAGAAUCGCCAUUUCGAUCUAGUAGACAGCAGGUUACUUUGUAGUGAAAAUUUCGACUCAAAAAUUGCAAUGAGAGUGAUACUGAUUGCCCUUCAAUGCACACAAGAAGCGAGGUUGAGACCUUCAAUGUCAAAGGUAUCAUUCUUGUUGUCGUUGUCUAGCGAAGCAGAAAUUGGCAUGCCUACACUGACAAAGCCAGAUUAUCUCUGUAACAGCUAAUUGGCCCUCUUUCUUAAUGUUAUUCUAGUCAAUUUCCUGUCACAAACCUUAGUUCUUUCCUAAGCUUUACUCAAAUUCACAUGCCAUGUGAGUAAUAUUUGGCACAUCAUCUAAACUCACUCACCGUUCAGAUCUCCUUUACAAUUAAAUUUACACGUACAGUACAUCAAAAGUACCCUCUAUCAAUAAUUCCACAAGAAACUAAUUUAGAGAUUGCUCAUAACACUUACCUUCAUUUCAUAUUUUCUAGUUUGUAUCCAAAAUAUUCUUAGCAACAAGAUUCUAUAUGUAUGCUACAUUACUUCGUUGGCUGGUUGCCUUUGUGUGGUCCCAGCAGCUGAGCCCUGUUAAUGCUCAGUUUUAACGAAUAAGAAAAAUGACAAUUAAUUAUUUAAAUUUUGAUUUUUAUAAAUUAUAGAAAUUAUAAAUAAUAUUUUAUUAUUAAAAUUAUUCAACAGAUGA